UACAGUCGCACGCGUGUUAGUUCGACAGAUCAGACGUCCACAUAUCUUUAAUUACAAUAACUUGAGGCAUCAUCUUUGAUCGAGAAAGUUUAGUGUUUCAAAGACGCAGAAGGCGCAUCUGUUUGGUUUAUAGUUUAAUUGUGAUCGUGUUACAUCGUUGUGAGAGGUAUACAGUGAAAAUGUCUGGAACAGAGGGGCCACUGAAGAGUUUGUUUGAGAACAAGGCUCUGAGUAAGCCGAAGAAGGAUGACAAGCGUCUGUCUGUGGAGCGGAUCUAUCAGAAGAAGACUCAGCUGGAGCACAUUCUGCUCCGUCCCGACACCUACAUCGGUUCUGUGGAGCCCGUCACUCAGCAAAUGUGGGUGUUUGAUGAGGAUGUGGGGAUAAACUGCAGAGAUGUGACAUUUGUGCCAGGACUCUAUAAGAUCUUCGAUGAGAUUCUGGUGAAUGCUGCUGAUAACAAACAGAGGGACAAGAACAUGAACUGCAUCAAGGUCAACAUUGACCCAGAGAACAACACCAUCAGUGUGUGGAAUAACGGGAAGGGCAUUCCUGUGGUUGAGCACAAGGUGGAGAAGGUGUAUGUCCCUGCUCUGAUCUUCGGUCAGCUCUUGACUUCCAGUAACUAUGACGAUGAACAGAAGAAGGUCACAGGUGGUCGUAAUGGAUAUGGUGCAAAGCUGUGCAACAUCUUCAGCACCAAGUUCACUGUAGAGACGGCCUGCAGAGAGUCAAAGCAGUGUUUCAAACAGACAUGGUUUGAAAACAUGGGUCGAGCCAGUGUGUCGAAGAUCAAACCCUUUGACGGUGAAGACUACACCUGCAUAACGUUCCAGCCUGACCUGGCUAAGUUUAAGAUGCAGGCUUUAGACAAAGAUACAGUCGCGCUGCUGACCCGACGGGCAUACGACAUUGCUGGCUCCUCUAAGGGCGUCCGCGUCUUCCUCAAUGGCAAGAAACUGCCUGUGAGUGGUUUUCGCAGCUAUGUGGACAUGUAUCUGAAGGAGAAGGUAGAUGAGACUGGUUCUCCUCUUACUAUUGUUCAUGAGAGUGUGAAUGAGCGCUGGGAGGUGUGUCUUACACUGAGUGAUAAAGGAUUCCAGCAAGUCAGCUUUGUCAACAGCAUCGCCACCACCAAGGGUGGCAGACACGUCGACUAUAUUGGAGAUCAGAUUGUGUCCAAACUGAUUGAGGUGGUGAAGAAGAAGAAUAAAGCCGGAGUGACUGUCAAACCUUUCCAGGUGAAGAACCACAUGUGGUUGUUUGUGAACUGCCUGAUCGAGAACCCGAGUUUUGACUCCCAAACCAAAGAGAACAUGACUCUACAGCAGAAGAGCUUUGGUUCCUCCUGCUCGCUGAGUGACAAGUUCAUCAAACAGGCCAAUGGCUGUGGAAUUGUGGAGAGCAUCAUGAACUGGGUGAAGUUUAAAGCUCAGACUCAGCUAAACAAGAAAUGCUCUGCUGUCAAACACACCAAGAUCAAAGGAGUGCCGAAGCUGGACGAUGCCAACGACGCAGGUGGGAAGAAUUCUUCCGGCUGCACACUCAUCCUGACUGAAGGAGACUCAGCCAAAACUCUGGCUGUGUCAGGUCUGGGUGUGGUGGGACGUGAUCGUUACGGGGUCUUCCCAUUGCGGGGUAAAAUGCUCAACGUGCGGGAGGCGUCACACAAACAGAUCAUGGAGAACUCUGAGAUCAACAGCAUCAUAAAGAUCCUGGGUCUGCAGUACAAGAAGAACUACAGUGACCCAGAUUCACUCAAGAGCCUGCGCUAUGGCAAACUCAUGAUCAUGACAGAUCAGGAUCAAGAUGGGUCUCACAUUAAAGGUCUUCUCAUCAACUUCAUCCAUCAUAACUGGCCCUCACUGCUGCGUCACAACUUCCUGGAGGAGUUCAUCACACCUAUCAUUAAGGUGUCCGGUAAGAAGCAGGAGAUUUCUUUCUACAGUAUCCCAGAGUUCAAUAUGUGGAAGGAGAAACAGAGUAACCUGAAAUCCUGGAAGAUCAAGUACUACAAAGGUUUGGGUACCAGCACAUCUAAAGAGGCCAAAGAGUAUUUUUCAGAUAUGGCGAGACAUCGAAUCCCCUUUAAGUACUCUGGACUGGCUGAUGAUGAGGCGAUUACCCUGGCCUUUAGUAAGAAGAAGGUGGAGGAGAGGAAGGAAUGGCUGACUAGCUUCAUGAUCAACAGACGUCAGCGCAGAGAACACAACCUGCCUGAGGAGUAUUUGUAUGGACAGGAGACCACGUCCCUCUCCUACCAUGACUUUGUCAAUAAAGAAUUGGUGCUGUUCUCUAACUCUGACAAUGAGAGGUCCAUUCCCUGCUCAGUGGAUGGUCUGAAGCCGGGUCAGAGGAAGGUGCUGUUCUGCUGUUUUAAGAGGAAUGAUAAGCGAGAGGUGAAGGUCGCUCAGUUGGCUGGAUCAGUGGCUGAGAUGUCGGCCUACCAUCACGGAGAGGUUUCUCUGAUGAUGACCAUUGUGGGUUUGGCUCAGAAUUUUGUGGGCAGUAACAAUCUGAAUCUGCUGCAGCCUCUUGGACAGUUCGGCACACGACUGCAUGGAGGAAAAGACUCUGCCAGCCCCAGAUACAUCUUCACCAUGCUCAGUUCUCUGGCUCGUCUGCUGUUCCCUGCGGUUGAUGAUAAUAUUGUGAAGUAUAACUAUGACGAUAACUUGCGUGUGGAGCCUGAGUGGUACAUUCCCAUCAUUCCUUUGGUGUUGGCUAACGGCGCAGAGGGCAUCGGUACCGGCUGGGCCAGUCGCAUCCCCAACUUUGAUGUACGGGAGAUCAUCAACAAUAUACAUCGCCUGCUGAAUGGAGAAGAGCCGCUUCCCAUGCUACCCAGUUAUAAGGGCUUCAAAGGCACCAUUGAAGAACUGACGAAGAAUCAGUACGUGAACAAUGGAGAAGUGGCCAUCAUUGACUCCACCACCAUCGAGAUCACAGAGCUGCCCGUCAAAACAUGGACUCAGGCAUACAAGGAGAAUGUGCUGGAGGUGAUGUUGAACGGCUCAGAAAAAGUUCCUCCUCUCAUCACGGACUAUAAGGAGUAUCACACCGACACCACCGUGCGUUUCGUUGUCAAGAUGACUGAGGAUCGACUGAGAGAGGCAGAGGCCACCGGACUGCACAAAGUCUUCAAACUUCAGAACCCGCUCACCUGUAACUCCAUGGUGCUGUUUGAUCAUGUGGGCAGUCUGAAGAAGUACGAGUCUGUUCAGGACGUCCUGAAGGAUUUCUUUGAGCUGCGGAUGAAGUAUUACGUCCUCAGGAAGGACUGGAUGCUGGGAAUGCUGGGAGCAGAAAGUGCCAAACUCUCCAACCAGGCCAGAUUUAUCUUGGAGAAGAUUCAGGGCACUGUGGUGAUCGAAAAUAAACCCAAGAAGGAGCUCAUUCGGAUGCUUCAGCAGAUGGGCUAUGACUCAGAUCCUGUGAAGGCCUGGAAACAAGCUCAGGAGAAGGAAGCAGAAGAGGAUGGUGGAGACGAUGAGGAGGAGAAGGAGGACAUGUCUGGUCCUGAUUAUAACUAUCUGCUUAGCAUGCCUAUGUGGUUCCUGACUAAAGAGAAGAAAGACGAGCUGUGCAGACAGAGAGAUGAUAAGAUGACUGAGCUGAACACACUGAAGAGGAAAGCUCCUUCUGAUCUGUGGAGAGAAGAUCUCGCUGCCUUCACAGAUGAGCUGGAGCGUUUAGAGCAGAAGGAGCUGGAGUCUGUGAAUGUGGUGACUCAGGUGAAGGGUAAAGCAGGCAAAUCAAAAACGGUGAAGGUGAAGAACGAGACUAUGCCCACACCUCAGGGCCGCCGCGUCAUCCCCCGCAUCACCAGCACCAUGAAGGACCAGGCUGCCAAGAAGGAAGGAGCCAAACGAGGCAAAGCUGCCAAGAAGGAGGAUGGUGGUGUGGUGAUGAAGAUGGAGUUUGAUGAGGCAGACACUGAAGCUGAUGGAUCUGAAAUGGGACUGACCGCAAGACUCACCAAGAAGAUAAAGAAAGAGCCAGCAGCUAAAGGCUCUAAAUCAGGCAAGCAGACCACCCUCCCCUUUAAACCAGUGCAGAAGAAGGACCCCUGGUCAGAUGAGGAAGAGGAGGAGUCAGACUCUGACAUAGAUGUCAUCCCUGACGAAGUGGCUCCUCGAGAGAAAAGAGAACGCAAAGCUGCAGCUGAAAUGAAGUACAGUCUGUCAAGCAGUGAGGAUGAGUUUGAUGACUGGAUGAAGAAGAGUAAGCAGAAGAAGUGUGCUGUAAUUGAGGAUGAGUCAUUCAACCCAGAACCCAGUGCUGCACCCGACAGUGACAUGGACUCCCCUCCACACCCACCAGCGAAAAAAGCUUCUGUGAAGACCAGUAAACCAAAGGUAGAGAAACAGGCCAGCAAGCCCAGCUCUCCUUCUGAGAUCAGUCAGGAGCCGCUCUCUAAACCUCCACCGAAGGUUGAAGGGAAGGCAGUGAAGAAAACAACUGAUGGAGCUUCCAAGAAACCUGCCGCCAAGAAGACAAGUGCUGCUGUGAAGAAGAAAUCGACAGAUGCAAAACAGGUGUCAAUUCUUCAUGCUCUGGCCAAGACAAGUCCUAAAAAAGCCAAAGUUAGCAAGAAGCCCACCGCUGUGAAAACUGUGUCCAGUGACUCUGACAGUAUGGCCCCGGCUGUAGCUGUGAAAAAACCAGCCAAGAAGAGGAAGACCGCUCUGAGCAGCGACCAAUCAGACAGCGACUCUGACAGUGGGAAUCUCAUGGCCCGUCUCAAAGGAAAGAGCACAGCUGGAAAGAAAGCAAAAAGCUGGGAUGAUGAUGAAAGCUUUCAACUGGAGGAGAAGGUAGUGACAUCAUCAUCUGCAGCUCCCAGGAGCCGAGCAGCACGCACCACCAAACCCGUGACCUACACUCUCGACUCCGACUCUGAGGACUUUUAAACUCUUUCGGAGUCCGAACUAUUUCUGUAUGCGCAAAUAGUUGAUGGUCAAGCAAGAAGUAGAGUUAUGCUAGUUUUUUGUUUGAUUAAUUUUCUAUAUAUAUACAGAGAAAAUUGGUCAUGUACAUUAAUUCUAUAAGGCAUUGUUCAAACUGUAUUAUGUACAAAGCCUUAUGUUUUAUAUUGACUUUUUAACAGCUGAAAGGAACUUGAACACGUGCUUUUGGUUUUUGAUAAUAUUAUGAACAUUAUUGCAUAGUGUUCUGUUUCUUGCAUGGUUUGUUGCAUUUUAUGUCUUGUAAAUAUUUUUUAUGUUCUCUUUCUGUUCAAUGCUUAUUAAUAAAUCUUGUGA
Molecule: messenger RNA, 5264 nt
Organism: Xyrauchen texanus (razorback sucker)
Lineage: Eukaryota; Metazoa; Chordata; Actinopteri; Cypriniformes; Catostomidae
Gene: top2a
Product: DNA topoisomerase II alpha
Exons: 35
Coding region: 180-4913 (1577 amino acids)
Biological process (GO): sister chromatid segregation; resolution of meiotic recombination intermediates; DNA topological change
Cellular component (GO): nucleus
Molecular function (GO): DNA binding; ATP binding; DNA topoisomerase type II (double strand cut, ATP-hydrolyzing) activity
Source: RefSeq, a predicted model, not a curated record